AGUUUCCCAGAGAGCGCGCGCCCUCCCGCCGCCUCCGUGCGUAAUGACCGCGGAGACGUCCGGGAGUUUCACAGGACGGUGUCGCCUCCGGAUUCGGUGCGCAGCGCAGGAUGAGGAGACCUCCUCAGUUCACGAAGUGCGGAGAUGGGACUCAGGCGGGUUGUGACCUGCUUUGGAUUCAGAGGACACUUUAAACAAUCAGAGGGGACGCGACGGAGAAAUCAAUUAGAAAACCAUGCGCUGUGCGUAUCCAUGGAGAGAUGGCAUGCGUGCUCCUCUUCAGUCGACUUCUCCCUUUCUCGCACCGGCUCAGAGGAACGUCCAUCUGCCUGCUGUCUCUUUUCCUCUCAUAUCUGUGCUACUGUGCGCUGUUCCCCGACGGAUCCGUCAUGCUCAGGUCAGCUGAUCCGACAGUCAGCUGUCAGCGCGCCGAUGGUGCCAAAAGGCGCCUCCAGAAAUCACCGUCCUGCGUCCUGGACGCGCGCGCGAGCAGCGUCGAGUCGCCCCGGCCGAGGAGCGACCAAAGACCCCCCUCCACCCUCCUCCACGCCGUCAGGAACGACACGCCCAGUCCCCCCAUGAGCAAUCUAAAGUUUGGCAAUAAAAAGUUACCGAACGCCAUCAUAGUCGGCGUGAAAAAGGGAGGCACGCGAGCCGUGCUGGAGUUCAUACGGAUCCAUCCCGACGUGCGCGCGGCGGGGACGGAGACGCACUUCUUCGACAGGAACUAUGACAGAGGCCUGGAGUGGUACAGAGGCUUAAUGCCCAGGACUCUGGAAAGCCAGAUCACGAUGGAGAAGACGCCGAGCUACUAUGUGACAAAAGAGACGCCUCACCGGAUCUCCGCCAUGUCCCAGGACACCAAGCUCAUCGUGGUUGUGCGGGACCCCGUCACCCGGGCGAUAUCCGACUACACCCAGACUCUGUCCAAAACCCCCGACCUGCCCAGCUUCCAGGACCUGGCCUUCCGAAACCAGAGCCUGGGCGUCGUGGACAUGUCCUGGAACGCCAUCCGGAUCGGCCUGUACGCUUUACACCUCGAGAACUGGCUCCGCUACUUCCCGCUGGCUCAGAUCCACUUUGUGAGCGGAGAGCGUCUCAUCACGGAUCCAGCUGGCGAGUUGGCUCGGGUGCAAGACUUCCUCGGGCUGAAGCGCAUCGUCACGGACAAACAUUUCUAUUUCAACCGCACUAAGGGCUUCCCUUGCCUUAAGAAGCCGGAGAGCAGCGGCUCGCCCCGCUGCCUGGGCAAGUCCAAGGGCAGGACUCACGUGCAGAUCGACCGAGACGCCAUUGAGCAGCUGAGGGACUUCUACAGGCCUCACAAUGUCAAGUUUUAUGAAAUGGUGGGACACGACUUCAAGUGGGAGUAGAGGUUCCAGACCUAUUUUUACACGGCGCGGGAAAGAUUUAUGCAUCCCGCAAACAGUUUGCCUACAGUGAAACGUCAGGCCGGAUAACUAAGUAUCAGCGCUCUCCAGAUGAUCUCCGAGUGAAACAGCAGAGGCAGUGCGCCGCUUUGAUGUGACUGUAAUGAACGGAGCAAAAAUCCGAGAUGACAUUGCUUUUGCACUUGUAACGAUCAGUUACCGGCGUCAGCAUCCUGUUUGUCGCUAGAUAUAGCCGUCAUUUCAGCUUGGGGAUCACAUGGUUUCGGUUCGUGUUACUGUGCAUUACUGCUGACUGGGCUGCUGACUUCUCCACAAAAAAAAAAAAAAAAAAAAAUAGGGGGAAGAAAUUCCAGGCAAUGGGAUUAGUUCCUUUUAAAAUCUGCUUCACUAAUCAAGGCGGGGUUUGAAAGCAAGUCCUUGGAAAAUGUCAGCAAAGUCUUCAGGGAGAGCAAAAUUAAGCUGCAGCACUGUGGUGGUAAAUCCAACGUAAAGCCAUAAGGCAAGUCUGAACCACCUAAUAUUACUUACUGUUCAGUUUGUGCACAGGGUGAAAAAAAAAAAAAAAAAAAGCUUUCCCCCCCUCUCUCUCAUUCUCUGCAGCAUGAAUCAGAUCUGUCUGUAUGAGCUGUAAAGAGCAGCACUUCACUUUGUACUCCGUGCCAAUUGUCUCUGCUGUGUUCGCAAAAAUCCAUGUUUAUAUUUUUGUUACCA
Salarias fasciatus (jewelled blenny) is the source of this 2102-nucleotide messenger RNA. Its product is annotated as heparan sulfate glucosamine 3-O-sulfotransferase 2-like. The record is from RefSeq and is a predicted model, not a curated record. The coding region runs from base 261 to 1373 and encodes 370 amino acids. Gene Ontology annotation, molecular function: [heparan sulfate]-glucosamine 3-sulfotransferase activity. NCBI's taxonomy places the organism in Eukaryota, Metazoa, Chordata, Actinopteri, Blenniiformes, Blenniidae. The transcript is spliced from 3 exons.